AUGCUUCACUCCGACAUCGAUCCCCUCUCCAUUGCCUGGGCUCCACCCAUGAACGAGUCCCCGCAGGAAAAAGCCGAGCGACUGCAGAGAGAAGCGGAUGCACAGCGUGUUAGCGAUGCAAUUGACGAGUCUUUGCGCGCAGAGCGCGCCGCAAUGAAGAAAUCUAGGAUCGUAAAAAUUCUGCUUUUAGGACAGAGCAAGAGCACGACCCUCAAAAACCUACAAAUGGCCUAUGCUCCAGAGGCCUGGGCUAAACAACGCGCUUCAUGGCGGUCCAUUAUUCAACUGAAUCUUGUCCAUUCUAUCAACACCAUUCUCGAUAUAAUAUCGCUAAGCCAUACCCCGACUACUCGGGCUGCUUCUCCCUUCACAUCGCCUCAUCCCUCUAUCUACUCUCGUUUGGAUCCAGAGGAAGAUGGCUCCGGCAUUCGUAACAAUUCCCGCUCUGAAACUCCCACUCAGCUCACCGAUAAGCAUAUGUUACUGCGCUUGCGCUUGGGGCCCUUGCGCAGUGUUGAGAAUGAUCUGCGAUGCCAUCUCGGAGCGACAUUAUCUGACAUCGAGUCUGUUGAGGUUGAGGCUGAACAAUGGGCUACCCCCUUUGAGACACCUAUGCCCGAUUCGGAGACGAAAAAUGGGUCUGAACGCCGCCGCCUCCGCGAGUUUUUCAUUCGUGCGCAAGGAAGUCAACACUCGGGUACUGAUGAUAUACCGGAAAAGAAACCAAGAGGCCGGGGCGUCAGAUCCGUUACGGACGAGGCGACGGAUAUCAUCGCAGAGUGCGCCGACGAUAUGAAAGCGCUCUGGGAAGACGAUACAGUUCGAGUGAUGUUAGAAUCUAGUGGCGUGCUGCUAUGGCAGGGGUCUGGAUUCUUCCUCGACAGUAUUGACCGCAUCACAUCGCGGAGUUACUCGCCAUCUGACCGUGACAUUGUUCGAGCCCGCCUCCGCACCAUAGGUGUUCAAGAGCACCACCUCGUGUUGGAACGCGACACAGCUCCUAUUUCCGAGGAUAAAGAUCGACGGAAGUCAAAGGAAGGCUCGGCUUGGUCCAAGGAGAUUCGCGAAUGGGUCAUAUAUGAUGUAGGCGGGAGCCGCACUAGUAGAAAUGCGUGGCUGCCGUACUUCACGGACCUUACUGCGAUCAUAUUUCUCGCUCCGCUUUCGUGCUUCGACGAGAUGCUCGUGGAAGACCCGAAAGUCAAUCGUUUAGAAGACUCCUUCCAGCUGUGGACGGCCGUCGUAUCGUCAAAGUUACUGGCAAAGGUCAUGGUUAUCCUUUUCAUGAACAAGUGCGACUUGUUAGACCGCAAACUCAAAGCUGGCAUCAAACUCAACGCUCAUCUUGUCACCUAUGGUGACCGGAGCAAUUCAAGCGGGACAGCUGUUAAAUACCUUCGCAGUACAUUCAAAAGUCUCAUGGCGGAUAACUCGCCGAGCCCGCGACCGUUCUACGGCUACCCAACCUCUGUCGUAGACACCGAGGAGACAGCUCUCGUGCUGCAGUCGGUCUACGACUGCAUCUUACGCGCGCAUCUCAAGAAGGCAGACUUUGUCUGA
This is a messenger RNA of Heterobasidion irregulare TC 32-1, 1560 nucleotides long. RefSeq lists its product as uncharacterized. The record is from RefSeq and is a predicted model, not a curated record. The transcript has 9 exons. Bases 1 to 1560 code for a protein of 519 amino acids. Gene Ontology annotation, biological process: adenylate cyclase-activating G protein-coupled receptor signaling pathway. Gene Ontology annotation, molecular function: guanyl nucleotide binding; G protein-coupled receptor binding; G-protein beta/gamma-subunit complex binding. Lineage: Eukaryota; Fungi; Basidiomycota; Agaricomycetes; Russulales; Bondarzewiaceae. Gene Ontology annotation, cellular component: heterotrimeric G-protein complex.